Molecule: messenger RNA, 675 nt
Organism: Pyricularia pennisetigena
Lineage: Eukaryota; Fungi; Ascomycota; Sordariomycetes; Magnaporthales; Pyriculariaceae
Exons: 3
Coding region: 1-675 (224 amino acids)
Source: RefSeq, a predicted model, not a curated record
AUGGGACUUCCUUGCGCUCAUGUUUUGAAGGAUUUGACGGACGCAAACCUUGUUCUUCGACUAGAACAUUUUCACUCACAGUGGCAUUUAAAACGCAGUGGUUCCCCACCAUUUCUGCUCGAGCCUCGUCAGCGUAUUACUGCUAUUUCUGCCAAAUCUACUGCACCGCAGUCAAGCACAAGGCGAGAGCCGAGUGGGUUUGACCAGAAUCUUCACAACCAGAAUCUUCACAACCAGAAUCUUCACAACCAGAAUCUUCACAACCAGAAUCUUCACAACCAGAAUCUGCGCAACCAGAAUCUGCGCAACCAGCAAUUUCCGAUUCAGCUCCAGGCUCACCAUUGCGACACAGCGACCCACGAGCUAUUUACGACAGAUACGUUGCAGCAAGAGACGCUUGUUAUAAAGAUCAGCCCCGGGGAAGUAUUAAAACUAAUCAACAAUACCCAAAUGGGAAAUUGUUGUACCACACCAAUAGGAUCCCGAGACUGGACAAAGGAGGAAAUGACGGCUUAUUUGGACUGGAACAGUUCGGAAAACGAUCGUGUUGAUGAUGUGGUCGCCCAAGACAUAGGAAGCAACCCCGUGGAGAUAGGACGAAGAGGUGUGGCUCACAUUUGGAAAAGGAUAGAAAAGGAUAUCCAGGAGCAACAGAGAUUAAUUUCUAAUCGAUAG